AUGCUCGGAGGGUUACCUUUUUGUGCCAGAUCAUUCGACGACACUAAAGAGGGAUCAUCUACUGCAGUAGCUGAAAGUGAACAACAAACAGCAACUGAUAAGGAUGCCAUUAGGUUAAGAAAAGAGGAAGUAACGGUCUGGAUGGUAAGUGUUCCAACUAUCAGUCCUCUUGCAGAUGAAUGGGUGCACGAGGUGGGGGAGGAUGGAGUUUUAUUUUUUCCGUUUAUCGAAAGUUUUCAUAUUCGAGGUGCAGUCUUGAAAUGGAUAAAGAAAACGUCAUUUUUAUCCGUUUAG
This is a messenger RNA of Anisakis simplex (herring worm), 294 nucleotides long. NCBI's taxonomy places the organism in Eukaryota, Metazoa, Nematoda, Chromadorea, Rhabditida, Anisakidae. The record is from the annotation of a GenBank genome assembly.